UUACAAAACUGUGCACAUUAACUUUACAGAGCGAGCGCUGUGAGCAGCCUGAUCCCUAUACCUCUAUAUCCUGACUCAUCCUGGAACUUGUUCCUCACAGAAUGGGUCUGCUCCUACCCCUGGUGCUCUGCACACUGGCUGCAUGCUGCAGGGCUAGAUCUGUACCCAUGCCACCGCCCCCCUUAUUUGUCCUCCCCCGUGGCUGCAAUGACUCAGAUGUUCUGACAGUCACAGGCUUUGCCCUUCAGGACAUCAACAGGGACCGAAAGGAUGGCUAUGUGCUGAGACUCAACCGAGUGAGCGAUGUCCGCGAACACAGACAGGUUGACCUGGGAUCUCUGUUCUAUCUCACGCUGGACGUGUUAGAGACUGACUGCCAUGUACUCACCAGGAAGGAAUGGAAGGACUGUGAGAUGAAGCACCUUCAUAGAUCGGUUUAUGGUCAAUGCAAAGCAAUAUUUUAUGUAAACAUGCCAGCAAGGGUUCUCUACUUACCCGCUUAUAACUGUACUCUUCGCCCAGUUUCUCAAAGAAAGAUUCACAGAAUGUGCCCUGACUGCCCCAGGACCACUGACCUGUCAGAUCCCAAGGUUCUGGAAGCUGCCCUUGAGUCUCUUGCAAAAUACAACAGUAAGAGCACCUCAAAGCAGUAUUCUCUCGUCCAAGUAAUCCAGGCUUCUAGCCAGUGGGUGGUUGGCCCUUCCUACUUUGUGGAAUACUUAAUCAAAGAGUCACCAUGUACCAAAUCCCAAGCCAGCAGCUGUGCACUUCAGCCCCAUGACUCUGAGCCUGUUGGUCUUUGCAAAGGUUCUGUGACUCAAGGAGAAAUAGAAAAGUUUGUCUCCGUGACUUGUGACUUCUUUGAACGACAGGUUCCUGCCCCCGGAGGGGAAGACCCUGCUGUUAACCAGGGACCUGCGCACCUCCCUGGGCUGGAAGAGUCCCAGCAGAAAAUCGUAACCCCUACUUCCAACUUGCCCCCCAAGGCUGUGCCUAAAGGAUCUGUCCAAUACCUACCCGAGUUGGAUGAUGAGAAGAAGCCCGAGGAUGCUGAGGAAAACAGCCCUGUUGAGGCCUUUCCUGUGAAGCUGGAUCUCACCACAAAUCCUCAGGGAGAAAGCCUGGAUGUGUCCUUCCUUUUCCUGGGGCCUGUGGAGAAGAAGCUGGUUGUCCUGCCUUUUCCCAAGGAAGGACAAUGCUCUGCUGAGUGCCCAGGACCAGCCCAGCAGGACAACCCUCUUAUUCUCCCACCAUGAGAACCACAUAGAGGAUUCCAUGGGGGUGUAGUGCUCUGCAGGAGAAGAGAGGUACUGGGGAAGGGGGGCAGAGAGACAGCUCAAAUGUAGAAGAGUGACAAAUAAAGUAUAUCUUUUGAUUCUU
This is a messenger RNA of Zalophus californianus (California sea lion), 1380 nucleotides long. It is a transcript of the gene FETUB, whose product is annotated as fetuin B. Gene Ontology annotation, cellular component: extracellular region. Gene Ontology annotation, biological process: binding of sperm to zona pellucida; negative regulation of endopeptidase activity. The coding region runs from base 102 to 1256 and encodes 384 amino acids. Gene Ontology annotation, molecular function: metalloendopeptidase inhibitor activity; cysteine-type endopeptidase inhibitor activity. The transcript is spliced from 7 exons. Lineage: Eukaryota; Metazoa; Chordata; Mammalia; Carnivora; Otariidae. The record is from RefSeq and is a predicted model, not a curated record.